Molecule: messenger RNA, 924 nt
Organism: Choloepus didactylus (southern two-toed sloth)
Lineage: Eukaryota; Metazoa; Chordata; Mammalia; Pilosa; Megalonychidae
Product: olfactory receptor 8U9-like
Exons: 1
Coding region: 1-924 (307 amino acids)
Biological process (GO): G protein-coupled receptor signaling pathway
Cellular component (GO): membrane
Molecular function (GO): olfactory receptor activity; G protein-coupled receptor activity
Source: RefSeq, a predicted model, not a curated record
AUGACAAAUGACACCACUGUGACCGAAUUCAUUCUCAAGGGCUUCUCAGACACUCCUGAACUGGGGCUUAUCAGCAGUGCAUUUUUCCUUUUCAUCUACCUCUUCACCCUCCUGGGCAACACCUCCAUUAUUGCAGCUGUGACCAGAGACAGACACCUCGACACCCCCAUGUACUUCUUCCUGAAGAAUCUGUCCUUCUUGGACAUGUGUUAUAUCUCCAUCACUGUCCCCAAGGCACUGAUCAAUUCAUUCAUGGGCUCUGGAGUCAUUUCCUUUGGGGAAUGUGUGGCCCAGCUCUUUUCAUUUGUAAUGUUGUGUGCCUCUGAGUGCUUCUUGCUCACAUCCAUGGCAUAUGAUCACUGUCUAGCCAUCCAGAGGCCCCUCUUCUAUGAGAUCAUUAUGAGCAAAAGGUUGUGUGCAGAACUUGUCAUUGUGGCCUGGCUGAGUGGGGUUUUCUAUGCCAUCUUCCACACAACCAGCACCUUCUCCCUCCUGUUCUGUGGCCCCAACAUCAUUGACCAUUUUUUCUGUGAUAGCUCCCCCAUCAUGAGACUCUCCUGCAGUGAUGCCCUCACCAAUGAGGAAGUUGAAUUUGCAGUGGGUGGGUGUAUAAUUCUCAGUGCCUGUGCACUCACCAUUAUCUCAUAUGUUCUCAUCAUCUCUACCAUUGCACAGAUUCACUCUGCUGAGGGCCGUUGGAAGGCCUUCUCCACCUGCUCUUCUCACCUGAUCACGGUCAUUCUGUUUUAUGUCACUGGGAGCUUUGCUUACCUGAGACCCUCUUCCCACUACUCUCCCACUCAAGGGCGGCUAGUUUCUGUGUGUUACACCAUCAUCACACCUAGCCUGAACCCUGUUGUCUACUCUCUGAGAAACAAGGACAUGCAGGUGGCCCUGAAAAAACUGUUUGUUCCAUCCAAGUAG